Messenger RNA from Prorocentrum cordatum, 489 nucleotides. The record is from the annotation of a GenBank genome assembly. NCBI's taxonomy places the organism in Eukaryota, Dinophyceae, Prorocentrales, Prorocentraceae.
AUGACUUUCGUCCUGUCGUUUGCCGUGGGCCCGUUGUACACCCUGUGGGACUUCAUGAAAGGCACCCUCUGCACGGCCCUCGCGUCCCUCAUCGUCCAGAAGCCGAACUUCACGCAGUUCGGGGAGCUGGCGGACUACGUCUACUGCACGUACUGCUCCGCCCUCUACCUGGAGCGCGUGGCGCACGACCGGGGGCGGCACGGCGAGGCGGACGAGCCCGAGCCGGACGAGGACCUGGAGCCCUGCCUGCACGAGGCGUCGGCCUCGGGCACGUGCCCCUGGCAGUGCGCCGCCUUCCUGCUCCUCUUCACCGGCCUCCCGUGCCUCGCCGCCGCCCUCGUCGACCGCUCCAGCGCCGCGCUGGGCUACCCGUGCCCCGCCGUGGUGGGGUUCCUGCCGCUGCGCGCCUGCGCGGCGGCCCCAGGGGCCAGCGGCACCGAACACGGCGGGGCCGGCCUCUGGCGGCUCGCGGAGCUGCUGCCGGAGUAG